Messenger RNA from Loxodonta africana (African savanna elephant), 2320 nucleotides. It is a transcript of the gene LDB2, whose product is annotated as LIM domain binding 2. Bases 143 to 1264 code for a protein of 373 amino acids. The transcript has 8 exons. Gene Ontology annotation, cellular component: transcription regulator complex; nucleus. Gene Ontology annotation, molecular function: LIM domain binding. Gene Ontology annotation, biological process: nervous system development; negative regulation of transcription by RNA polymerase II; positive regulation of transcription by RNA polymerase II. Lineage: Eukaryota; Metazoa; Chordata; Mammalia; Proboscidea; Elephantidae. The record is from RefSeq and is a predicted model, not a curated record.
GUGCCUGCCUGCCUGCCUGCUCUGUGUGUGUGUGUGUGUGUGUGAGCGUGUGUCUACUUUGUACUGCGAAGAACACAGCCCAUGUGCUCUGCAUGGACGUUCCUGCUACUCUCUUGAGCUUGAUUCUCGACAAGCAGGCAAGAUGUCCAGCACUCCACAUGACCCCUUCUAUUCUUCUCCUUUCGGCCCAUUUUAUAGGAGACAUACACCCUACAUGGUGCAGCCAGAGUACCGAAUCUAUGAGAUGAACAAGAGGCUGCAGUCUCGCACAGAGGAUAGUGACAACCUCUGGUGGGACGCGUUUGCCACUGAGUUUUUCGAAGACGACGCCACAUUAACCCUUUCAUUUUGUUUGGAAGACGGACCAAAGCGAUACACUAUCGGCAGGACCCUCAUCCCCCGUUACUUUAGCACUGUGUUUGAAGGAGGGGUGACUGACCUGUAUUACAUCCUCAAACACUCAAAAGAGUCAUACCACAACUCGUCCAUCACGGUGGACUGCGACCAGUGUGCCAUGGUCACCCAGCACGGGAAGCCCAUGUUUACCAAGGUAUGUACAGAAGGCAGACUGAUCUUGGAGUUCACCUUUGAUGAUCUCAUGAGAAUAAAAACAUGGCACUUUACCAUUAGACAAUACAGAGAGUUAGUCCCAAGAAGCAUUCUAGCCAUGCAUGCACAAGAUCCUCAGGUCCUGGAUCAGCUGUCCAAAAACAUCACCAGGAUGGGGCUAACAAAUUUUACCCUCAACUACCUCAGGUUGUGUGUAAUACUGGAGCCAAUGCAGGAGCUGAUGUCGAGACAUAAAACCUACAACCUCAGUCCACGCGACUGCCUGAAGACCUGCUUGUUCCAGAAGUGGCAGCGGAUGGUGGCGCCCCCAGCAGAACCCACAAGGCAACCGACCACUAAACGGAGAAAAAGAAAAAACUCCACCAGCAGCACUUCCAACAGCAGCGCCGGGAACAACGCCAAUAGCACUGGCAGCAAGAAGAAGACCCCGGCCGCAAACCUGAGUCUGUCCAGUCAGGUACCUGACGUGAUGGUGGUAGGAGAGCCAACUCUGAUGGGAGGAGAGUUUGGGGACGAGGACGAAAGGCUAAUCACUAGAUUAGAAAACACGCAGUAUGAUGCGGCCAACGGCAUGGACGACGAGGAGGACUUCAACAAUUCCCCCGCCCUGGGGAACAACAGCCCCUGGAGCAGUAAACCGCCUGCCACUCAAGAGACCAAAUCAGAAAACCCCCCACCCCAGGCUUCCCAAUAAGAAUGUCUGCACCUACAUCCAUUCUCAAUAGGCCAGUGGGUCAGAAUUACUGUUCCGGGUCUUUACUCACAGGAGAGAAAAGAGGAGAAAUGUACAAACUUUUCCACGCAAAUACCUAUUUCUAAACCACAAUGAUCUGAUUCUCUUCCACUAUUUUUUUUUUAAUUGAAAGGAUCAUUCCAAAUAAGCUUCUGUGACCGUACCUUGGAGGCUUUCGCAGGUCCUGCAGAUACUGGCACUGAUUGUAAUUAAAGCCAGUAAACGCUAGCGCAGCUCCUGGCAGGUUUUUAAUACCACGUUUGUGUUGAUUUUCCUUUUCACCCAUCCAGCGACGGCCAUAGAGUCCCUAAGUCCUCAGUGCUCAGGAUCUCAUUCAUUCUGCCGAUGACUUUUUAAUAUUGUAAAAUAUCUUCUGCUUUUUGACUUGCAUCUGAAGGGUUCUUGUUUCAGUAAAAAAUGAAAAGAAAAAAAAAAUCCACUUUUGGGUUGCCAUGUACUUUUCUUUCUUUUCUUUCACAUUUGCUUUCAUUGGGUAACAGCUAAAAGGGCCCAGUGAGGAGAUUUAUGGUCAAGCUGUUGUCAAUUGGUUCUUGAGUAAUUUAGCCCGAGAGCUGAAACAAGAAACGUCUUUUUGUCGUCCAAGACACAAAGGCAGAUUUUUAUGUGAAGAAAGACACUUGGCCCCGGAGAAUUUAUGCGUUUGUAAAAUUGCUGUUGAUCCAAAUAUUUUCAAGCCAUGUAAUCCAUUAAUUUCGUGGGCAGUUUAAUAAAUCUGAAACUUUUUUUUUUUAUUGUAUCUGAGUUGACUGUUCUUUCUUUUCAUAGUACAUUUCUUGUAUAAUACUUUGUAAAGCCCUCAGCUGGUUCUUUUAUGGGGACUUUUCUUUUUGGGGCAAUUCCAGUGUAUUUAUGUGAAACUUUAUAAGAGAACUAAUUUUCCAUUUGCAUAUUAAUAUGUUCCUCCACAAAUGUAAAGACACAGUGGCUCCGUGUGUUAUCAAACAGCUGUAUUUUAUGUAUGCUUUCCUGAUAAGUGUGCCAAUAAUAAACUGUGUU